Molecule: messenger RNA, 8240 nt
Organism: Gorilla gorilla gorilla (western lowland gorilla)
Lineage: Eukaryota; Metazoa; Chordata; Mammalia; Primates; Hominidae
Gene: LONRF3
Product: LON peptidase N-terminal domain and ring finger 3
Exons: 12
Coding region: 572-3007 (811 amino acids)
Molecular function (GO): protein binding; metal ion binding; ubiquitin protein ligase activity
Source: RefSeq, a predicted model, not a curated record
GUCCCAGAAGACCCUGCGGACUGUGCACCUCGAGGUACCAGCCUCUCCUGGGAGGAGUGGGGGGCCGCUGGUCAGCGGCUGGCAGAGGGGACCUGUUUGCUGGCCCAUUUGGAGGUGGGAUGGAGUGGGGUUUGGAGACUCAGAAGCCCAAGAGAAGACACUGAGUUUCUCCCCACCCCCCAACCCCACUUCCGAAAAAGAACCAGGUGGUGAGGAGGAAUAAGGCGAAGUGUAAACACAAACAACCUCAAAAAGAAGCCAAGAAAAGCGAAGCCCAAAGAAGCAAGAGCAACACUGUUACAAAACUGUCUGGUUUUGUAACAAUUUCCCCGCCGCCGGCCAAUGAACAGCGUGGCGGCACGUCACGUGGUACCGUUUUAUAUAACACUUUGCUGAGACAAGACAGUUAUUAGGCGGCGCGGGGCGGCCGGCAUGGAGCUCCCGGAGGCGCGGCAGGGUCAGGAGCUCGGUGGAAUGGCGGCGGUGGCUGCCCCGAUUUCCUCCAGCUGCCACUCCUUGCUUCGUGUCCCCGGUCCCUAGACGCCUCGUCUCCUCCCGUGUCCCUCUUCCCAUGGAGUCAGUACGGACCGAACAGAUGCUGAGCUUGCCCGCCGAGGUCAGCAGCGACAACUUGGAGUCGGCGGAGCGAGGGGCAUCAGCGGCCCAAGUAGACAUGGGCCCCCACCCAAAGGUGGCUGCAGAGGGCCCCGCACCUCUACCGACGCGGGAGCCAGAGCAAGAGCAGUCUCCGGGGACCUCAACGCCGGAGAGCAAAGUCCUGCUCACGCAGGCAGACGCCUUGGCGUCCCGGGGGCGAAUCCGUGAAGCCCUCGAGGUGUAUAGACAGCUCUCCGAGCGGCAGCAGCUGGUGGCUGAGCAGCUGGAGCAGCUGGUGCGCUGCCUGGCGGAGAAAGUCCCGCAAGGCGAGGCGCUGGCGCCGGCGCCCCCGGACGAGGGUAGCACUGCAAGCGGCACCGUGGCGGCGGAAGAGACGGGGGCCGCCGCGGCUGCGGCGGCCACCGAGGUGUGGGACGGCUUUAAGUGCCGGAAAUGUCAUGGGUUUCUAUCAGACCCCGUGUCCUUGUCGUGUGGCCACACCUUUUGUAAACUGUGCCUGGAACGUGGGCGGGCCGCCGACCGGCGCUGUGCGCUGUGCGGGGUCAAGCUCUCCACCUUGAUGGUGGCCACUGGGCGGGCGCGUGGAGCCCGGCGGGCUGGGCAGCAGCCGCCGCCGCCGCUGCGAGUCAACGUGGUGCUCAGCGGCCUCCUCGGCAAGUUGUUUCCAGGCCCAGCGCGAGCGUCGCAACUCCGGCACGAGGGCAACCGACUGUACCGCGAGCGCCAGGUGGAGGCGGCACUGCUCAAGUACAACGAAGCAGUUAAGUUGGCUCCAAAUGACCACUUGCUUUAUAGCAAUCGGUCUCAGAUUUAUUUCACCUUGGAGUCUCAUGAGAACGCACUGCAUGAUGCAGAAAUAGCAUGUAAGCUCCGCCCGAUGGGUUUUAAGGCACAUUUCAGAAAAGCCCAAGCCUUAGCCACCCUAGGCAAGGUGGAGGAGGCACUAAGGGAGUUUCUCUACUGUGUAUCCCUUGAUGGAAAGAACAAGAGAGCAAGAUGUGAAGCCCAAAGACUUCUCCUUAGUUUCUUUUCACCAUCAGUCCCGGGGGAUUCUCAGGAACAUUCUCCCGAUAUCCUGAAGCUGUUGGCACCUCACCCUAGAUUAAAGGAAAACGUAGAGUCAAUGACUACUGAAGUUACCAGCCAUAAUCUACCAAGGUUGUUACAGGACAAUCUGGAGCUCCCACAUUGUUCUAGUCAGGAGGAAGCAGCAGCCAGGGGAGAUGGCAGCAGUCUGAUGGACCCAGCUAAAGUGAAGGGGGAUGGUCAGCAGCACCACAUGAAAGACCAGGAAGAAGAGGAGGAGAAGUGGGAUGCUACCUCUCCAAAAGCUGCUUCCAGCAAGACUGGAAAAUGCCAGGAAAAGAAAAGGAAACAUUGCCAGAUUGAAUCCCAAGAAGAAACGGGGAUGCCUAAUAAAGCCUCCAAGCAAGAUCCUCCCACUGAUCAGGGGGACAAACCUGCUCUCAGUUUACCACUUGCAUCUUUCGACGCAUCUGACCUUGAAUGUGCUCUAUGUAUGAGAUUAUUCUAUGAGCCAGUCACAACACCUUGCGGGCAUACUUUUUGCUUAAAAUGCCUAGAAAGAUGCCUAGAUCACAACGCAAAGUGUCCAUUGUGCAAAGACGGUCUUUCACAGUGCUUGGCAUCAAGAAAAUACAGCAAAAAUGUAAUAAUGGAGGAGCUCAUAGCUAAAUUCCUUCCAGAAGAACUGAAGGAACGAAGGAAGCUUUAUGAAGAGGAAAUGGAAGAACUUUCUAACCUUAAUAAGAAUGUGCCUAUUUUCGUGUGUACUAUGGCCUAUCCCACCGUUCCUUGUCCCCUGCACAUCUUUGAGCCUUGUUACCGCCUGAUGAUUCGUAGAUGCAUUGAGACAGGCACGAGACAGUUUGGCAUGUGCCUUGGAGAUCCUGUCAAAGGGUUUGCAGAAUAUGGCUGCAUCCUAGAGAUCAGAAAUGUUCAAUUCUUUGCUGAUGGCCGCUCAGUGGUUGACAGCAUAGGCAAGAGGCGCUUCAGGGUGCUCCAUCAGAGCCAGCGGGAUGGCUACAACACAGCCGACAUUGAAUACAUUGAAGACCAAAAGGUUCAGGGAGAGGAUUGUGCUGAGCUCAUGGGAUUACAUAACUGUGUCUAUCAGCAAGCGUCAUUGUGGUUUCAUUCGCUCAAAUCAUCCCUAAAGAAUCGGAUACUCAAUCACUUUGGUCCCAUGCCGGAGAAAGACGCCGAUCCUCAGAUGAACCCGAAUGGCCCAGCCUGGUGCUGGUGGAUGUUAGCAGUUCUUCCCUUGGAAAGCCGAGCUCAGCUCCCCUUCCUAGCAAUGAGGUCCUUAAAGGACAGACUGAAUGGUAUUCGACGAGUCCUGGCCUUCAUAUCCCGAAACCAAAACUAGUGAGUGGAUUGCCGAAGAGGAGCUCCCACCUUCCCCACUGCCGUUGGGGGGAGUCUUCUUGUAAAUAUAUCUAAUUGCAAUAAUAUCUUAACAGAAGGGGGUGUCAAACAGAGGCAUCAGCCUGCUGUUGAUGACAGAGAGAAAUUGAGUAGAAAGACCAAAAGAAUGUGACCUAUUUGAAACUUUCUGUCUUAAGAUGCUUCUUGACAUGCUGCAUAACUACAUAAACAGCAGAGGUGUUUAAGAGCCCAGAAAAACAUAAUUUGAUUUUAACAUUAAAAUUUCCAAAAGUUUAAAGUGGUUUUGCUUUAAUAUUCUUUCUUUCAUAGAUCAAUGACUGUGUGGUUGAAAUGUGAAAACAAAGAUACUAAUAAUGUUGCUGUAUAAUUUCACUGACUUGAGGUCUCAUUCCAAAUGGUUCAGGUUUUAUAGAGCAUUGUGAAAAAUAAUGUUCAUACUUCUUUCUGUUUUAAUAAUUUAUUUUUUGCACUACUGUGUCCUUUUUUCUACAUGUAUGUUUGUAACUAUUUAAGCGUACAUUGCUGAAAAGUCCAUUGCUUUAUUUAUUGAUGUGGUUUACCAUGUACCUAGGGGGAAAUAACAAUACUAGAAGUGUGCAGUUUUUGCUUUUAUCUUUUUUUUACUACAGUGACACUAGUUCUUAGACCAUUUCUGUAUCUAUCCAAAUGGAUGCUUAAAAGAAGUUCAGAAUGAUGCUAAGAUCAUCUGUCUUCAGAGUCCACUUUUUUUUUUUCAGUUUGAACUAAACAAUAUAAAAUACUUAAGGGGUUUGGCCUAGAUUAUGGUAUAUGCCAAGGUAAAGUAAAACAAUUCAUUUUCUGUGUGUAAUACAGAACAAAGCUGAAAGAAUUAUUUUUAUUAUAGGCAUUUACUUCAGCAAUCUAAUUGUACGUGUAUCUAAUUUUUCCCCAGUGCAGUUAGGAAUCGGAUUUUAGGCAGGAUCAUAAUUAACUCUUCAGAGGAAAUGGUGUUCAGUUUAGCACAUCACAGUCAUGCCCAACUAGCCUCCAUAACCCACCUCUCCCCGGGGUUCUGAGGAUCAAGACCUGGACAGAAACACUUGAUAAGGACUUUUUAUUAUUAAAAAUGUAAAUAAGCCAAAUAGAGUAGAACCCUAUAAAAAUCUUUUUAAAGGAACCAGACGGCCAGGCACGGUGGCUCACGCCUGUAAUCCCAGCACUUUGGGAGGCCGAGGCAGGCGGAUCACUUGAGGUCAGGAGUUCGAGACCAGCCUAACUAACAUGAUGAAACCCUGUCUCUACUAAAAAUGGAUACAAAAUUAGCCAGGCUUGGUGGUGUAUGCCUGUAAUCCCAGCUACUUGGGAGGCUGAGGCAGGAGAAUCACAUGAACCUGGGAGAUGGAGGUUGCAGUGAGCCGAGAUUGCACCAUUGCACUCCAGCCUGGGCAACGAGCAAACCUGCGUCUCAAAAAAAAAAAAAAAAAAGAACCAGAUAAUCUAUUAUUUUACCUAAGUACUGCCUUUGCUUCUAGUUGCAUAGGUGAAAUAUUUCAAUGUAUGGGGAGAAUAUAGGGUGAGGAGUAAGAGUAAGCCCUGAUUUAGCUUGCUUAGUGCUAGUUUGAGUCCUUCAGUGGCAGGACAGCCUGUAAAGUACCACGAGUACGGGAGUGUUAUAAUGGCAGAGUGAAACGAUUAGAGCAGGGAGGAAGUGAAUUGUGCCAUUAGUACCUUCAUGCAAAUUAUACCAUGUGAUUUUGGACAGUGAAUGAUUUUUGCAUCAUUCAUUCACAGCCCAUCACUCUGUUAAGGUGAGAGUGUAAUUCUUAACUUCUACCGUCACCACCUGUAGCUAGAAACAGGAAAGGGAGAAUGAGAUGAUCCAGACAACAUAAAAAAGAUGCAUGUAAGCAGAAACCAGAUGGUCUUUUCUGCACUCACUUAAUGGACAUUAUGUUGUCAGAGCGUUGGGUUUAUCAGAUUUGAUGUUUGGAGCUAGUCUGGGCAGGUGAAGAACAGAAAUAGGUGGAAGUAUAGGCAUUAUUUCUGCGCAAGCAAACUCCACAAAGCUCAGGGAGCAGAAAAGACUCCCCCUCCCACCUGGUUCCCAGACCAUGUGGUCAUAACACAAUCCUAAUAGUUUCUUGUUAUCUAGUGUAAAUGCAACAAAGAAAAAGGCCCUAAGCUUCUCUACUUAUUAGAUAUAUUACUUUUGGCAAUUGAUUUAACUUUUGCCAAGCCCCAGUUUUCUAAUCUAUGAAAUGAUAGUGAUAAGUUCUGCAUAUAGGGUUGUUACGAAAAUUAAAUGAGAUAACAUGUAAAUCAAUUAGCACAGUGUCUCACACCUAGAAUGUAUUCAAGAAAUAAUAGCUACUAUUAGAUUAGUCAUAGUUAUAGAAUAUCAUCAAGGGCCUACAUUUGUAUAAAACACUGCCUUUACACACAAUAUCCACUUGAAACCCCUUUAAACUUAGUUGGGGGAAUACAUACCACUGAUUUUUGGACCCAUAAUUUGAUGAUUUACAGAUAAUUCUUUUGGGAAUUAAAUGUGUGUGAAAGUGAAAUGACUGGAGAACAAAUGAGGGUCAGAGAUAGGGAUCAAUCCUAUACCAGAAAUUUUUUUCCUGCUUCAAUAAGGGCUAGAAGGUAGUGCCCUAUGUAGGUCUAGGAUUUCUUCCUUCCUUCCUUCCUUCCUUCCUUCCUUCCUUCCUUCCUUCCUUCCUUUUUCUUUCUUUCUUUCCCUCCCUCCCUCUCUCUCUCUUUCCCUCCCUUCCUUCCUUUCUUUCUUUCUUUCUUUCCUUUCCUUUCCUUUCUUUCGUGUGUGUGUGUGUGUGUGUGUGUGUGCGAGUCUGAGUCUCACUCUGUCACCCAGGCUGGAGUGCAGUGGCUCGAUCUCAGUUCACUGCAACCUCCGCCUCCCAGGUUCAAGUGAUUCCCUUGCCUCAGCCCCCCAAGUAGCUGGGAUUACAGGCACGCACCACCACGCCUGGCUAAUUUUUGUAGUUUUAGUAGAGAUGGGGUUUCACCAUGUUGGUCAGGCUAGUCUCGAACUCCUGACCUCAGGUGAUCCAUCUGCCUGGGCCUCCCAAAGUGCUGGGAUUACGGGCGUGGGUGUGAGCCACCACACCCAGCCUAGGAUUUCUGAUAGAAUGGAAGCCUUAAGUUCUAGCUCCAUUAGAAUAACCAACUUUUCACUCCCUGUUCUCCAAAAUGUACUGAGAACCUUACCCAUCCCAGAUGAUGAGAGUUUACAAUCUGUGACUUCUGUUCUUAGUUGAUAGUAUUUCUUCAUGUUGCCCAAAGUAACAGAUUCAACAAAAAAUAUACUGAGAUCCCCAUGUACCAGGUACUGAGCCAAGUGAUCUCACAUACCUGAGCUCAUUACAUCAUUUAUUUCUCAUACCAACCCUGCGAGAGCAGUUAUUAUCCCCAUAUUAUGAAUGAGAAAACUGAGCCUCCACUAUGUUAAAUAUUUUGUCUAGUUGCAAGGCAGGAUGCAAGGCUAAGCUUUGGCUUUCUUUGGGAUGUAACUUAACGAGGUAAUCAAUUGGUCUUGACCAUUUUUACACUGGGAAAUUGGUUUUGCUGCACAGCUUGGGAAUGAAGGGUAUACAGAAGAAAGACAUAAAGCUAAAUCUAGGCCAGAAAAAUAAGACUUCCCCCACAGUAGAUAGUGCCACUUAUUUAGUUUUUCUGUCUAUCAUGACUGACCCAGUCUUUGCCUAGUAGGUUAUAUUUUGUAUGUAUGUAUGUAUGUAUGUCUUUGUGUGUGUGUGUGUGUGUGUGUAUAUAUAUAUAUAUAUAUAUAUAUACAUAUAUAUACUAGGUAGCAAGCAGACAUCAUAUCUUUCUGCUUUGUACUGUACUACUGCUGCUAACAAAUAACCAGCAAAAUGUAGAAAAUGAAAAACCAAUUUUCUGUAGACAACUUGGAGAAAAGCGUGCCUGCCCCUGACUUAGCGGGGCAGAGAAUGACAAUUUUUAAAGUUUGCCUUUUCUGAAGGUUGCUUUUAGCCCAGUGCUGCCUCAGCAGCAAGGGGCAAGCUGAGUCAUUGCGCAUGUGGCGCUUCCAGCUCUACCUGUGGAGCUGGCCUGGGCUCAGAUAAUCCCCUGUGACUGGCCAUUGGAGCGGUGGAGCUCCUGAGGCUGGUUCACAGCACCCAGAGGUCUCUUACAGUCAACAGAUUGCAUACUGUUGACAGACUGCAAUCCGUCUGUGUUCCCCACACCAACUCCAUUUCCAAGAUGGGAAUUUUAUUCAGGAACUCAUUUCUUGAGUUCCCAACAUGUUGACUUCGCAUCCAUUUCUGCUCACCAAGGCAGAACCAUAGCAGUGGUGUGUGACAAAGAUGCAAAUGGAGGGCAGCCCAAACAAUGGAAAAGAGAAGAUUUUCAGCCCAUUCUUGGGGCUGAGAAGUGAGGUUUUGAUUUAUGGUAGAAGACAGUUCUAAAAAGCAGCUGGCAGCAUGGGCUUCAAUUUGUGGCCCUUCUGAGUUCAAAGAGAAGGAAGGAAAAGGAGCCACAUAAAGUGUACACAUUCAAUUCAUCUUAGAAUGAUAGCUCCCACCUUAUUACACUGUACAACUAUUUAAUAAUCUGGGUAACACACAUCCAGAGGUGAAAUGAAGAAAUUUUCACUUACAAAUGUGUAUUUCCAAACAUGCUAAGUUAACCUCCAGAGAGAAGUGCCUGUAAUCUCUGUUCGUGGUGUCACUUUAAAGCUUUUGCUUCAUGACUGUAGCUGUUGUUUAAAAUGUUUUUGCAGCAAACGCGAUUUAACAGAAGUUUACAAAGCAACACUGUAGCUAAUGCAUAAUUUUAAAAGUUGACUAACAUUUAUCUAUUGUUAAAGCAACACUAAUAAUGGAAUAAAAGGAAAGCAAAUAGGCCAAUGUGGCACCAUAGGCUUAUUUUAGAUAAAUUAGUUCCAUCACCUUACGCAGUUGUAAGUAAUGCCAGGAUUAAAAUAUCAAGCAAGCCACGUAAACAGUGGCAAAUGUGUGUGUGUUUUCCAUUUGUUUGGUAAGCAGCCAUUUUACUCUUGCACUGUAACGAACUGAAGGGAAAUAUAAGAUAAUGAUUUUUCCCCCCAUAUUGCUAUUCAACUACCUCUAUAUGCUUGAUUUCUUUUUAGGAUUCCCAUCCUCCAAAUCUGUACAAAAACGUUUCAGCUCAUCUGUGUUGUAAUAACAAUGUGAUACAGACAGUUUGUGUGAAAGUUGUUUGUUCAUUAAAAAAUGUUUCCUAUUGCCUCA